Pollicipes pollicipes is the source of this 2576-nucleotide messenger RNA. RefSeq names its product putative fatty acyl-CoA reductase CG5065. The record is from RefSeq and is a predicted model, not a curated record. The transcript has 10 exons. Gene Ontology annotation, molecular function: alcohol-forming very long-chain fatty acyl-CoA reductase (NADP+) activity. Gene Ontology annotation, biological process: long-chain fatty-acyl-CoA metabolic process. Gene Ontology annotation, cellular component: peroxisome. The coding region runs from base 100 to 1641 and encodes 513 amino acids. Lineage: Eukaryota; Metazoa; Arthropoda; Thecostraca; Pollicipedomorpha; Pollicipedidae.
CGGCAACUGUGAGGGAGCGGUCCGGGUGCGCGCGCCGUCAGCCAGUGGGCUCCGACGCCGAGGGAGCCGCACUCGCCGACAGCAGCUGGCGUUGCCACCAUGGCUGCCGUCGCCGACUUCUACCGGGGCAAGGCGGUGCUCAUUACGGGUGCCACCGGCUUCAUGGGCAAGGUGCUGGUGGAGAAGCUGCUCCGCUCCUGUCCUGACGUCAAGACGCUGUACGUGCUGCUCCGACCCAAGGGCCAGAGUGACGUCACGGAGCGACGAGAGACACUGCUCAAGGCUCAGAUAUUCGACGGGCUGCGACGGGCGGCGCCGAGCCAGCUGGAGAAGCUGGUGGCCGUGCCGGGCGACAUCAUGCAGCCAGGCCUCGGCCUCAGCUCGACGGACAAGGCACGCUUGCAGGAGGAGGUCAGCAUCGUCUUCCAUUCGGCGGCCACUGUCAAGUUCGAUGAAGCGCUUAAGGUGUCCGUCAACAUGAACGUCAAAGGCACCCAGUCACUGCUUAAUCUAGCCAAGAAUAUGAAGAGACUAGAGGCCUUCAUCCAUGUGUCAACGGCAUAUUGCAACUGUGACCGUGAGGUCGUCGAAGAGAUGGUGUACCCCAGCCCUGCCGAUCCCAAAAAAGUCAUGGACACCGUGGAAUGGCUGGAAGAGGAUAUCAUCGCAGACAUAACGCCCAAGCUGCUUGGUGAUCGACCAAACACAUAUACUUUCACCAAAGCGCUGGCGGAGUCGCUGAUCGUUAAUGAGAAGGGAGACCUGCCUGUCGCCAUCGUCCGACCAUCCAUCGUGACCUGCGCCUGGAAGGAGCCGAUACCCGGAUGGAUCGACAACUUCAACGGGCCGACCGGCAUGAUCGCCAGCGCCGGCAAGGGCCUGAUGCGCACACUGCUCUGCAGCGAGGAGAUGGUGGCCGAUGUGGUGCCGGUGGACGUGCCUAUCAACCUGAUGAUCACGGUCGCCUGGCACACGGCCGUCCACAGGCCGCGCGAGAUGAUGGUGUAUAACUGCUCGUCCGGCACCAUCCGGCCCAUCUACUGGCACCAGGUGCUGAACUGGGGCAUCCAGGAGCUGCGACGCACCCCCAUGCGCAACGUUAUCUGGUACCCGGGUGCCACCUUCACCAAUUCGCCGCUACUCAACAACUUCUGGGUCGGCAUCUGCCACUUCCUGCCCGCCUACAUAGUCGACGCGGUCGUCAUGCUGCUCGGCAAGAGACCAAUUCUGGUGCGGGUACACAAGAAAAUGCUGAAGGCCUCGGGCUGCCUAGCGUACUUCCUCACGCACCAGUGGACGUUCAAGACUAACAACGUCUCGUGGCUGUUGGACCAGAUGUCGGAGGACGACCGCGAAGAGUUUCAUUUUCAGCUGAAGGACCUGGACUGGCAGAGCUACAUGGCGACUUACUGUAACGGCGUGCGCCGUUUCAUCCUGAAGGAGGACGACCGACUGGAGCAGGCACGGCGCCACAUGCGCAUGAUGUACUACCUGCACCACGCGUCGCGUCUGCUCCUAUUCCUGCUGGCGUGGCGGGCGCUAGCGGCUCGCUCCAGCCGCGUGCGUGCCGUCUGGGUGGCGCUGCUGGGUCUUCUGCGCCAGCUGUUGGCGCUGCGACCGGUCGCCCGACUGGCCAGCUAAUUCAGCGGCCGCCACGUCGCCCGACCCGGGCCGGGUCAUCUAGUCUCAUGAAUUGGACGCUCUCACGCCGGUGACCGCCUUGGCGCGCCACAAAACCGACCGGGCAUGGCCGCCCCGUGCCAGACGAAUCAAAACUAACGGCGCGUGAGACACGCCGCGCGAGCGGCGCACCAACGGCCUGCUGUUGCGGGGGGGGGGGGGGGGAGAGGCCCGGCCGUGAAGGUGAACGGGCCCGGCACUGGCCGCGCUAGUGACCUGCACCAGCCCUCGGUGCGUGACAGGCUCCGGGCGAUGCCGAUGGUAGCCAGCGAAUGGUCCAGCCAGUCCAGUUCACUGUUGCCCGGAUUGGGCGCUGCAGAUGUACCGGAUAUCCUGACUGGAUGCUCGAUUAUAAGCCCGGCUGUCCCGACCAGACCGUGUCGCCGGUGCCAGCAGGUCCGGCAUCAGCGACGUGGUUCAGAUGUCUGCUGCUAUGGUGCGUGGACCUGUGCGGCCCUCUCCUGUAUGAACCUUGUAUUAUCUGAGAUACUGAAUUUGAUUAUUCCAGCGCCUCCAACCAUGUUUCGAAAUGAUCAAUUGUUUAGCAUUUAUGCCACUAGCUUAAGCAUUAACUAUAAGUUGCCUGCGUUAUGCGACGAGACGCUUCUCACACACAUGACGAAGGCACUGAAGGUCUUGGUGUAGCUGCCCGGGCUCCCCCGAUUCGUCCAGCCCGUUUUUCUAGUGCGGGCAAGUGCACCGAUGGUUUAGUUUUAAGCGCGGGACAUCAGCUGGCCAGCUUACGCUCUGUUGGCCGUGCCUGCGAUCAUUACCGUCUAAGGCAUGACUGCGGACACACACCUUGCCGCCCCCGAUGCACCAAUACCCCGUGUGCUCCUUUGACCAAUUUGUUGUUGUUUUUCUCGAGGUAAUGCAAUGAAUGAUCCAUACACAAU